Molecule: messenger RNA, 144 nt
Organism: Entrophospora candida
Lineage: Eukaryota; Fungi; Glomeromycota; Glomeromycetes; Entrophosporales; Entrophosporaceae
Source: the annotation of a GenBank genome assembly
AGAGAAGAUACGAAAGUAGUGGUUACAAAAGAGAAGGCUGCAGAAGAAGAAGAGGAAGUCAUGAAUAAACUGGAAAGCGGAAUCAUUGUUGUUGAAAAUGUUUCAUUCAAAGCAUUGCAAACGAGAGACAGAGCUUACAGUUGA